Molecule: messenger RNA, 201 nt
Organism: Thelazia callipaeda (thelaziosis nematode)
Lineage: Eukaryota; Metazoa; Nematoda; Chromadorea; Rhabditida; Thelaziidae
Source: the annotation of a GenBank genome assembly
AUGAACGCUGAGAAACAGGAAAAAGAAUACGAUCUCAUUGAACGUUCUAUUCGGAAGACCGGUUGUUGGAAGCAGCAUUUAGCCUGUGCUGAAUGUAUGGCUGAUACGAAAGACUGGCGAGAGUGUCAGGAAGAACUACGAUUGUUAAGGGAAUGCAUGCUAGCAUACAGUAAGAAAAAGGAUUCCAACGACAAACAUUAA